This is a messenger RNA of Exserohilum turcica Et28A, 453 nucleotides long. RefSeq lists its product as uncharacterized. The coding region runs from base 1 to 453 and encodes 150 amino acids. The transcript has 4 exons. Lineage: Eukaryota; Fungi; Ascomycota; Dothideomycetes; Pleosporales; Pleosporaceae. The record is from RefSeq and is a predicted model, not a curated record.
AUGCCCUCAGAUAUCUGGGUGUCGUGGCUUGGAGAGUUCCAAGCAAAAUGGAGAGAACGGGGAGAGAAAUGCUACGGCAUCCAUUUUUCUCGUCACAUAUCCCGAGAGGAAUGUGACAAGAUCCACAAGGUGCUCUGUGAGCGCCGAGACGACGCCUCAGUGAUCGACCAGUUCGCAUUCGGACUGAGCGAUCCGACUCACUUUCCGGAGAACGUGAUAGGCACCCUCGUAUAUGUCAGCAAGGGCUGGCAUGCCGAGGAGCAGCAACCCCAUUUCACAGUGGAGCUGCACUACGUCUACGAGUGGGCCUGGAAUUCUCAUGUGGCCACUUGCCACGUCUACGAAGACUUUUCAGAGUCUGUAGAGUGGAAAGCAGAUGCGAGACAUCUGCGGCAGUACAAGCAGUGGCGUGCGACGCGCUAUGGGGUGUGGGACGCAACCAUUCCCCAGUAA